AUGCCCACCAACGAUGGAACUGUCGAUGACCCUCACCGAGUUGGUUUUAACGGAGCGAAGGACUUCAUCACGUGCCUCCAUGGGAUCAGCCUUCGCCCUCUCCGUUCUAUGGAUAAAUCCAGUUCCGAGUUCUCGGCCGACCUGGAGGGUUACCUGUCAGUGUUAGACAGGGGCGGAAGUAUUGCCUCCGGCCGCGGACAUGAAUUGGCUAGUGUUCGCUUGGGCAAGUUGCUAGAAACCCUUUUUUUGACCCCAACACCCUCUGUGAGGGAGGGGCCACCAUUGACCUGGGCGACGGUCGUCCUCUUCGCCGGCCCUCACUUUGAAGGCCCAUCAAAGCUAAAAAUCGGAGAAUCCUUGGUCGAACUACCAGAAUCUGACCUCGGACUCCUUAGCUCUGGUAGGCCUUGGCGGUUUUUGUACCCUUGGCCCGAUAAAGACGAUUGCGAAAAGGAACUUCGGUCAAUUGAGACGGCGUUACAGGAGCUUAACAAUACUCGGCAGACAAUACAUGAAGGUGAGCGGCCCAUGGCCAGUCUUUUCUCUAUGAUAUUGCAAAGACUAAACUGGGCGACGGCAGUUUUGAGAAAGAUGCUGGUGGUUGAGCAACGUCUCACGAAUCAUCAUGAUGUAGUUGCUCAACUCCUCCAAGACGAGCCGCAGGCUGCUCUUCAAAGGAAAACUCUGGAAUUUGGCCGUGAUCGAGCGAAUCCUCCCAAUGAAGCCGCUUCAAAUGUGGGGACUUCUGACGCCAGAGUCCCGAGAGAGGAUGCUGUAAGCGACAGUUAUCAACCUCCCCUGCCACAGGAGGUUCAUGAACGCUGCAGUAAUCAAUCUAUUCAGCCAACCAUUGAAGAACUACGUGACAAAGGCGAGGCAGGGGACUCUGUUUCAGGAAACAGUAUGCAACACGAAAAUCCACAGCCCAUGACCAUUACAGGUGAAAGAUCCAGAUUACAUUUAUCUGAUUUUAUCCAAACCUUGAGCGAGUGA
Molecule: messenger RNA, 993 nt
Organism: Penicillium chermesinum
Lineage: Eukaryota; Fungi; Ascomycota; Eurotiomycetes; Eurotiales; Aspergillaceae
Exons: 1
Coding region: 1-993 (330 amino acids)
Source: RefSeq, a predicted model, not a curated record